This is a messenger RNA of Austrofundulus limnaeus, 314 nucleotides long. RefSeq names its product biogenesis of lysosome-related organelles complex 1 subunit 2. Gene Ontology annotation, molecular function: gamma-tubulin binding. Gene Ontology annotation, biological process: endosomal transport; lysosome localization. The record is from RefSeq and is a predicted model, not a curated record. Lineage: Eukaryota; Metazoa; Chordata; Actinopteri; Cyprinodontiformes; Rivulidae. Gene Ontology annotation, cellular component: BLOC-1 complex; BORC complex; gamma-tubulin complex.
UCCGCUCACGUGAGGCUAUAACAGGAACAAAAUGGCUGCAGUGGGUGAUGAAGCCGCAGCCAUGGACAGCAUCUCCAGGGAACCAGCGGCCCAGCCAGCGGCUCUACACCCGGCAGCAGGCGGGGCUGCUCCGGCAGAACGUCCGGACCCAGCGGCGGAAAGUCCGGCUGCUGCUCCUAAGAAGACCGGAACAAACAGUGAUGGAGGGGUGGAGACUGCAGAGGAGGCUGUGGAGCCUGCAGAGUCUGACAUCAACGAGCUGUGCAGCGAAAUGUUUGACAAGAUGGCGCUGUUCCUGCAGGGAGAGCUGACAG